UGUUGAAUAUUUCGUUGCAAUAUUUAAAUAACCUAAUAAAAACUAUUUCAACGGUACCCACUGUACAAUUAAUGUUUCAGUACGUCGGGGGAACAUUUUUUUAGUGUUUCAUACGUAACAUCACUUUGAAACAUCAAUAAACUGUUAUAUGGUUGUUUUAUUAGGUUAAUACAAAUUAAGUACAAAGGAAAUGUCCAUGUGAUAUCAUUUUGACGUUCCUCCGAAAUAUUACACUAUGUAUUAAUAGCAAUCGUUUAUCAUAAUUAUGAUAAACGAUUGCUUGGAAAUUAAAUUUUAGAAAUAUAUUAAAAAACAAAAUAUUUUGUCAUACGACACUGUAAUUGCCUUUCAAUACCUGGAAAAUCCAAAAACCCAUGUGACGUAUGUCUUUAUCUUUUAUUUUAAGGGAUCGGCCACAAACGACCAACAACUCUGCAGUAGACGCGAUGUUAUGUUAUGUACAAUCUUAUAAUUGUUUAUGUUAGACAGUAUACUUGUUUAAUUAUUAUUAAGCGUGUUUAAUUACAAUUAUUAUUUUUUCUUAUAUUUUUUAAUAAUGGCUGAACAAACAAAAAAGGGUUCCCUUAAAUGGCUUAUUGUGCUGUUCCCUGAGCACAAUGAAUAUAGUGUUGUACCAACGAAUUGGGUCACAAAAAAUGAAUUAACUCAAGUAAAUUAUUGCUACUGGCCUCCAGGCACUGUUAACAGUGAUGUUAUACAAAAAGCAGAUGAGCCGGGGUUAACCUGGAAAAUGUAUAGAGUAAAAAUUUAUGGUGGAAAUAAAACUUUUGAUAAUUUUAAUAAAGCAUGGCAUCAACAAGUUAUUAUUAAAGAUUCAUCUAAUGAAACAGGUAAUGAAGAAAAUAUGACUCUAAGACAUAAACAAAAAGGAAAACUUAUCUCACAAAAUGUAUUGUUUAACGUAACUGAUGAAAGUGACAAUGACAAUGAUAAUAGUUAUAAUAUAAUGGCUCAGUCAUCAUCUGCCACGUUGAAUAUUGUCAAACCUUUGUUUGUAAAAUCAAAUAGUAAUGCUCUAAUAGUUUCAAGUUUAGAAACUGAUAAUAGAAUGUCUUAUUUACUAAACCAAUCAACAUCUUCAGCCACAAAUACAUCAGUUGAACCUAUAGCAUCUUGUAGUUGAUUAACUGAAAAAGACAACUAUCAACAACUCUCUGAGUUAAUGCCUCCAGAACCCAAACAUAUUUGUUCUACAACGGACUUCUCAUUACAGUCAUCAAAUACAAUGAACACUUUAAAUCAGUCUGUUCUCCAACAAAAAAACUACGGAAUAUUUUAUUAGAUCAAUUGGAGGAAGGGAUGGCAAAGAACAUAUAAGAAGGUCUUUGACCAAACUUUUUACUAAUUCAUAUGCUGGUAAAUGUACGUGGACUGGUCGUGGA
Messenger RNA from Daktulosphaira vitifoliae (grape phylloxera), 1403 nucleotides. RefSeq lists its product as uncharacterized. The transcript has 6 exons. The record is from RefSeq and is a predicted model, not a curated record. Bases 557 to 1144 code for a protein of 195 amino acids. NCBI's taxonomy places the organism in Eukaryota, Metazoa, Arthropoda, Insecta, Hemiptera, Phylloxeridae.